This is a messenger RNA of Panicum virgatum (switchgrass), 1373 nucleotides long. RefSeq lists its product as uncharacterized. NCBI's taxonomy places the organism in Eukaryota, Viridiplantae, Streptophyta, Magnoliopsida, Poales, Poaceae. The coding region runs from base 166 to 1110 and encodes 314 amino acids. The record is from RefSeq and is a predicted model, not a curated record. The transcript has 5 exons.
CUCGAAGCUCCAAAGGCCCCCAAAACUCCCUUCCUGCUCAAGCCAUUUUUUUUUAUCUAUAUCCCAUUGCGCGGAGGCAGUCACAGACGAGAGCGGAUUGGAUAGCGCGCGCGGUGCAGGCGACCAGACCUCGGAGCCGACGACAUCUGCUUCCGGCCGGCGACGAUGAGGAACCCGCCGGGCAGGCACCUCCUCCGCCUCACCAACCGCGCCGUGCGCUCUUCCUCCACCUCGUCGGGACACGGCGCCGGGGCCGGCGCCUCCACCUUCACCUCCAUCGCAUCCCCGCGCCCGCGCACCGUUGCCGGCGGCCUCCCCCUUCGCGCCAGCUCCCCGCCCCCUCCCUCCGCGGUCGCCGCCGCCGCGUACUGGGAGUCCCGCGCGCUCCACCCAGACGGGGAGGAGGGGGGCUGGGAGGAGGUCGUCCCCGGGGCUCCCGGUCCCGGAGAGAUGGAGCAAGAGGAGGAGUACAGGGUGGUGUUCUGGUCCCCGCCCACCAUAGACGAGGUCACCGGCGCCGUCACCAGCAUCCAGGAGGUGUUUGAGAACCCUUUUGAUGUGGAUUCGGAUACAACCAACAGACAAACAGCACUACUGACCACCUCAGGACAUUCAUCUGGCAAUUCAUCAGGAUCAGAUGACUGGAUAGAACCUGCCGCCUAUGUUCUCAACUCAACGGCUCUUCUUUCGAGGGAACAUAGGAAUGUUUUGGAUGCUUUCCGUCUGUUGCAAAAGGAUCCUACAAUUCAGAAAAUGGUUAUGUCUCUGUCAUGUGAUAAGGCUGUUUGGAAUGCUGUCAUGAAUAAUGAGGCAGUUCAAGAUUUCAGAAGAUCUUUACAUGAUGGAAAAGAAAAUGAUAGAAAGGGAGGCGCUGGUGGUCCUUCUGAAGUGCUUAAGUGGAUCCUGGACAGUGCCCAGGCAAAAAUAUUGGAAUUCCUUGAGAAUGUGAUGAAGAUAUUCAACAUGCUGAUCCACCCUCAAGAGGAUCAAGAGAAGCCAGAUGCAUACAGCGAUGCAGUGAAGGUGUCGUUCAUGCUCACGGUGUUUGUCUUCAUCGUGGUGGCCAUUGCUCGUAUCAAUUCUGAACAUUGGGAUUUCAAAGUGUGGUGAUGCGAGAUUCUGGCAUUCUUCAAGCCGUCUGAACAUGUUUUGUAGAACAAGCCAAGCUUCAUAACUUAGGUCCACACGAAAUUAUACAUGUUUACCAUUUGACCCUGGCAGCUCAUGCGAGGGAAUGUUGUUCUAGGUCUUAUUGUCUGUGCGCUCAAACCUUGGAGCCACAGAAGUUCAGUUCGGUGAAGUAAAACGAAUAAAUUCUCAUCAAUAAAACUCUUUGUAUAAAUAAAGUUGCAGGUUGAAUUUGAUUUGAUGCA